Cajanus cajan (pigeon pea) is the source of this 1679-nucleotide messenger RNA. RefSeq names its product S-adenosylmethionine synthase. Gene Ontology annotation, biological process: S-adenosylmethionine biosynthetic process. Lineage: Eukaryota; Viridiplantae; Streptophyta; Magnoliopsida; Fabales; Fabaceae. Gene Ontology annotation, molecular function: ATP binding; methionine adenosyltransferase activity. The record is from RefSeq and is a predicted model, not a curated record.
AAUGGACACCCAAGUCUCACGUUUGGACUCGCACCGCUUGAGCAGACUUAACAACAGCACAAAGCGGGUUCUGUCUGUUCAAGCUAACCCCUUCUCUCUCUCACACCAUACGCUUCUUAUCUUAGUGCCUCUUUGCAAGGAGCAAUAAAAAUGGCUCAGGAGACUUUCCUAUUCACAUCCGAAUCGGUGAACGAGGGUCACCCUGACAAGCUCUGCGACCAGAUCUCUGACGCUGUGCUCGAUGCGUGCUUGGAGCAGGACCCAGACAGCAAGGUUGCUUGCGAAACCUGCACCAAGACCAACAUGGUGAUGGUGUUCGGUGAAAUCACAACCAAGGCCAACGUGGACUACGAAAAGAUCGUGCGUGACACAUGCAGGAACAUAGGAUUUGUGUCUGACGACGUUGGUCUUGACGCCGACAACUGCAAGGUCCUAGUCAACAUCGAGCAACAAAGCCCUGAUAUCGCUCAAGGUGUCCACGGUCACCUCACAAAGAGGCCAGAGGAGAUUGGUGCUGGUGACCAGGGUCACAUGUUUGGCUACGCCACUGAUGAAACCCCUGAGCUCAUGCCCUUGAGCCACGUGCUAGCCACCAAGCUCGGUGCACGUCUCACUGAGGUUCGGAAGAACGGAACAUGCCCUUGGUUGAGGCCUGAUGGCAAGACACAAGUCACUGUUGAGUAUUACAAUGACAAGGGUGCCAUGGUUCCAAUCCGUGUCCACACUGUGCUGAUUUCAACUCAGCAUGAUGAGACUGUGACAAACGAUGAGAUUGCUGCUGAUCUCAAAGAGCAUGUGAUCAAGCCCGUGAUUCCUGAGAAGUACCUUGAUGAGAAAACCAUUUUCCACCUUAACCCUUCUGGGAGGUUUGUGAUUGGAGGGCCUCAUGGUGAUGCUGGCCUCACUGGGCGCAAGAUCAUCAUUGACACCUAUGGAGGGUGGGGUGCACAUGGUGGUGGUGCCUUCUCAGGAAAGGACCCUACAAAAGUGGAUAGGAGUGGUGCUUACAUUGUGAGGCAGGCUGCAAAGAGCAUUGUGGCAAAUGGACUUGCUAGGAGGGCCAUUGUGCAAGUUUCCUAUGCCAUUGGUGUGCCUGAGCCUCUUUCUGUGUUUGUGGACACUUAUGGCACUGGGAAGAUCCCUGACAAGGAGAUCCUCAGCAUUGUGAAGGAGAAUUUUGACUUCAGGCCUGGUAUGAUCUCCAUCAACCUUGAUCUCAAGAGAGGUGGAAAUGGCAGGUUCUUGAAGACUGCUGCUUAUGGACACUUUGGAAGAGAUGACCCUGACUUCACAUGGGAAGUGGUCAAGCCACUCAAGGGUGACAAGGUAUCUUCCUAAGUAAAGGAAAGUAUUUGUUGCAAGUUGCAACACUCUUGGCAAAGGAUCUUCUGCACACUGUCUAGUGUCUACUGGCUUCUUAGUAUUUUCAUUACUAAAAUUUUAUCCAUGUUUCUUUCUUUCUUUCCCCCCUUUACUCAAUUCUGUUUUUGGGUUUCUUUUUUUGUAUUUUUUAUGAAUUUUUUCUUUUUUGUGUACUUGUAUGUGUUCUUCGGAACAUAUAUAUUUUACAUGGUGAACCGAAAUAUAUUCUCUCAGGAUUUGUGCUCAAAAUAUGUAAUAAUAUUCUCAAGUUAAAGGGAGUAUACAGUUUAAUAUGUUAAUUGCAGUAGUUCAUCCAA